Molecule: messenger RNA, 2347 nt
Organism: Hypanus sabinus (Atlantic stingray)
Lineage: Eukaryota; Metazoa; Chordata; Chondrichthyes; Myliobatiformes; Dasyatidae
Product: OTU domain-containing protein 1
Exons: 1
Coding region: 464-1573 (369 amino acids)
Biological process (GO): protein deubiquitination
Molecular function (GO): cysteine-type deubiquitinase activity
Source: RefSeq, a predicted model, not a curated record
AAGCUGGGUAACUAGAGCAGAACAAUCAGUAGGUUUGAUGAGCAGAAGCAGUGCCAAUGUACAGGUCCGAUAGCAGCUUGCCCGCUUUGGCCGGAUGCAGCAUUCCAGCCCGCUGACUCUGAGGCAGCCGCGCCAGCCUAGGUUGUAAACAAGGUCGCCUGCCUGCCUCCCGGCCAGAAGGGGAGGUACGGACGGAUCCAGGCACUUCCAGAAUACUCACUCUUGUGACGAAUGUGCCCUGUGAUGCCGUUUAAGAGACGCGGGGCGGCUCCUCUGAGGUCAGGCGAGAGGACGCUCUCCGCUAUACUUAGUGGAGCGAGGCUGAGGUAAUCCGGAUAAAGUUAGGGUUGUGUGUGUCGUAGCUGGAAUUAAAGGCAGCGCCGAGUCGUCCAAGUGCGGGGAGUGGUGAUGACAGUGGCUAUUUCUGACGGCGCCCCGGAUUGGCGGCUAUAAGAAGGCCGGGAUGCGUUUUCACAGCAGUGUAUUGACUCGCUACCCUGAAAACACCUUCAGCGUCUCUAUCCAAGCGGAGGAUAAAGUGCCAGUCGACAACCCAAGCGCCGCGGUGAAGAGUGAGGCCUCCUGCCCCCCUGCCAGCAUGCCCGCCUUCUCAAGCUACGACCCACUCACCCAGGCCUCGGCCUCGGUUCCGGGCCCAGCCGUGCACCUCUACACCUCGACCUCCAGGAUUCCCCUGCGGCCGCUGGAGAGGGGCGUGCCCGUCCAGGUGCUGAGCGAGAGGGCUCACACCGCCCCCGAACGCGCAGAUCGAGGCCGAGGCGGCGAAAAGCCAUCGCAAGUUUGGGGCCAAGGCCCGGAGGGAACCUCUGGGGAGGCAGAAGAAGAGGUGGCGCGGGUAGGUAGCCGAACCGAGAGCCCUGAGCGAGCUGGCCCCAGUCGCGUUUCAGCUUUGCAAGCGGCGGAGCUCGAGCUCGGCGCGGGUUACAGGACGGUGGAUCUGGUGGUGGAGAACCGGUCGGAGAAAAACGCCAGGAUUGCACGUUACUUGGCUGAGGUGGAAAAGCAAAACAGUUACUUGAGGGAGAAACAAAAGUACAGGUUUCACAGCAUUCCCGACGGCAAUUGCCUGUACAGGGCGGUCAGCAAGGCUGUCUAUGGCGACCAGACCAUGCACAAGGAGCUGAGAGAACAAACUGUGUACCACAUCGCUGAUCACCUGGAUGAGUUCAAUCCCAUUAUUGAAGGUGAUGUUGGGGAGUUCCUGAUCGGUGCCGCUCAGGACGGGGCUUGGGCCGGGUACCCGGAGCUACUGGCUAUGAGUCAGAUGCUGAAGGUUAACAUCUACUUAACCACUGGUGGUAGUAUGGAAAGCCCGACCGUGUCUACUAUGGUGCAUUGCCUUGGCCCCGAAGACCAGACCAAACCCAGCAUAUGGUUGAGUUGGUUGAGCAAUGGACACUACGAUGCUGUUUUUGAUCAGUCACUACCCAACCCAGAAUACGAAACAUGGUGCGCACAGACACACGUUCAGAGGAAAAGAGACGAAGAACUGGCUAAAGCCAUGGCAGCUUCUCUUUCUAAAAUGUACAUUGAGCAGAACGGUAGCUUUUGAGUCGUUCAAUACACUACAGUGUUUGUCAGGACUUAAGGUUCCUUGUUGAACUGGUGAAACCGAAACGAGUAAGACUGGCAGCCUGAAGUAGAAAAGUAAAUAUUGUUGAUAUAUAGUUUUGAUUUUUACUUUUGUUUUAAAUUCUUACACAUUCUGAUCAGGCUAAUGGCACUUUAAAUGGAUCUUACAAUCAACUAUAUAAGUAACGCCUUAAUUCAAUGUGUGAAUUUAUGGAUGUUUAACUGAUGAAGGUUUCAGGACACCCGAGUUUUAAUCGGGUUUACUGGAGUUAUGAGACCACAGAAUUAAAUGAAAAAGAACUGUUUCAUUGAUAUUUUUGUAAUAUUUUACAUUUCUGAUGUUUGGAAAUUAAUUUGUUAAAUCUCUGGUUUGAAAAGCUUUUUUUCCUUUUGGAGAACACUUUUACAGAAGGAUUUGUUCAUGUUGCAUUUUAUGCAAUCAUUUGUUGCUGUAUUACCUGAUAAGUUCAUGUAUUCUGGCAGGUGGCUGGUUGCCAUUACAUUUCUGCCUUGAUUUUAUAAUUUGAUAAGAAGUUUCAGAUCUUCCAGAGCUUCAUUAUAGUUAAUUUUAUUACCUUCUGUGACAUGCCACCUCACUUCUGAUUUUUAUACGUUGUCCAAGGUGCAUUAAGUUCUAACUUCCUAAGAUGGUUUGCAAGGUCAAACCUGUAACCAGUUUGUAACUGUUGUAUUUGUUUUGAUUAUACAAUUAUUAAUCAACAUGGAAUGAAUAAAGUUGUAAUGUUUCUCACAA